CAUAUCUAGGCUGUAUAUAAUCGCUGUUCCAGUUAUCUGAUCAACUGUCUUGGUAUCACAGUGCCAUGUUCAAGUAGCCCUUAUUUUAUUCAUGAUUGGCCCCAACGGGCAAGGGUAGCGAUGUUGGCAAUAUUAUUACAGUAAAUCGUUAUGAUUAUUAGCUUUUUCUGCCAAUCUCUUACUGAACUUAAAUUGUAAGUUAAACUUUAUCAUAUCCGUGUUAUGUGUAGGAAAAAACAGUACCAUGCUUCAGGCCACCCUGUGGGUAAGAAAGGAACUGUAAUAAACCGAGAAGUAACAUUCACACCCUAUCAAAUGCACAAUCCCAAAUUAACACCUAUGUUUCAGUAUUAAGAACAGUGUGCUGGCAUGCUGUCCUCUAGUAAAUGUUUUUGUCCUAGUGAAUGUCUUACAGCUCCCUCUCAAGUUGUCAUUUUAGCUUUUCGGCACCAUGAACUGAAGGGCAGAGGAAACUAGGUUUGCAAUGCACAGCCGGGCUAAGUAUCACAGUAUCCGUAUCUCGUGUAGCUAUCGCGGAAUCAAGCCCCCUGAAUCGCCAGCAAACGUUUUUGGGGACUGUCACUCGGGUCGCGGAUAUCAGGCUGUCCCACACAAACGCGGGGCGCUGACCGCGCUGUGUACGCCGGGAAUUGUAGUUACAGUCUCUGCCCGCGAGCCGGGCUCCGACGCACAAGCGCCCCCAGCGGCGCGCAGGCUUGGUGACGUACAACGUGCGUGACGCAGGGGGCGUUUCCUAGCAACGGGGCAGCGUCGACGUCAUGCCGGCAGGUGCUAAGCGCGGCCGACACGGUUGAGCAAACGAGCGCCUCUUGUAGCGCCUGCGGGUGGAGGGAUCGCCGCUCACACCCGGGUGUCCGCACUUCUCCGUCUGCCCCUGCCGCCGAGAGCAGCCCCGCGCUCCACCACAGAGGCUCGGGCGGGUGGCCGUCGCGCUAGCCCUCGACCCCACGGAGUCCACCUCCGGGCCCCGGAGGUACGAUGCUGGAGUCCAUUCGCGUGACUGAGAAGCUUCACUGGCCUGAGCAAGAACUUGCUAAGAAGUCUGUUCUAAAUGCAGAAGACUCAUUGAUCCUUGACAAGAGAAGCCUUUCGCAUUUAUCCUCUGGAGUACUAAAGGACAUUUUCACAACUGGAACCAGUAGUUACAAUGUCCUACUGCAGAGCAAGGAGGAAAGAAAGCAUCAUUCACAAAAACAGUCUUCUUCUACCUACUCCAAAAGAUGUAGAAAGCCCAGCAAAUGCCCUAACUGUUCUCGUAGCAGAGACACUCGCAGGACAAAAGGCCCAGUGCCCGUGGCAAGCAGUGGUACUUGGUAUUGCCUGGAGAGGCAGCCUGCUGUUUUUGUCACUAGCUCAGCAGCAAGUCCCAUAAAGUUUACCCGUGAUAUCUCUGUUACAGGGACCAGCAUAGUCCUCCCACCUAAACCCAAAAGCAAGAUCAAACGGCGCCAUUGCUCUGCUCUGCCAAAGCCCAAGCAGCAGCCUCAGCUGUCUAGAAGCUUUGAAAAAGCAGAUGACUUUUCUGGAAAGAGAUUUUGCAUAUUGACUGCUAUAAAGCCUACCAACUUAGAGAAAGAAAAACUGAGAUUCUUUAAGUCUGACUAUAUGUACAACCCCCAGUUUGAAUACGCCAACCCAGCCCUGCGAAAUGUGUUAGCCAAACACAGCAACGCAUCUGACCGAUUUCUGAAGCAGUCCAUCCAUAUCAUGGAACUGACUCUCCAGAAGUACGGAAGCUACGAGAAGUUUGAGCAGACCACAGGCGGCAGCCUGCUGUCGAGGCCGCGCAUCUGGAGCCAUGUGCGGAAGUACAUGACGAAGGAGGGCUGCCUGGGAGAGAUUGUGGUGCAUCUCACCGAGGACCUGCUGUCCCGAGCCUCGAUGACGGUUGUCAACGGGUGUCCCACUCUGACCAUCAACGUGGCCGCUGCGCGCGAGCACUGGCUGGAGGGGAUGCUGCGGCACGAGAUAGGCACACAUUACUUCCGAGGUAUAAACAACUUGCAGCAGCCAUGGAACAGUUGGACUGGCCGCAGAAGACACGAGCUGAAGCCCAACAACCCCACAGAGGAGGGCCUGGCAAGCAUCCACAGUGUCCUAUUCAGAAAGGACCCUUUCCUGUGGAGGGCCGCCCUGCUCUACUACACUGUGUACCAGGCCAGCCACAUGUCGUUCUGUGAACUCUUCAGAGACAUUGGCACGUUUGUCAAGGACCCCAGUACCCGAUGGGAUUACUGUGUGCGAGCCAAGAGGGGCUGGACUGACACCUCCCAGCCAGGGUGUUUCAGUAAAGACCAGGUCUACUUGGAUGGCAUCCUUCAAAUCCUCCGGUACCGGGAGUCCAUAGACUUUCACCUCCUGACGGCCCUUGGGAAGGUGAGGAAGCCCAUGGCGCGGUCUCCACACAGCAGUUCAGUGUCUCCAGGCCUCAAGCUUGACUGCAUGCUGAGACUCAUAUUCAUACUCUUUAUCAUUGGAAUGAGAUUUCUUUGUUAUAACAGAAGGAGAAGACGUGGUUAUGUCACAGCAUUUCUUUGUGAAUAACAGAAAGGAGUAGGAAAUUUGGGAAUGUGCAUAGCUUUAUGUUUAUAUCUACUUUUUCUAAGAAGCAUCUCUUCCUAAAAAGCAUUUUAUUUAUUUAUUAUUUUAUUUUUUUGUACCAGGGACAGAACUCAGGAC
Molecule: messenger RNA, 2700 nt
Organism: Fukomys damarensis (Damara mole-rat)
Lineage: Eukaryota; Metazoa; Chordata; Mammalia; Rodentia; Bathyergidae
Gene: Matcap2
Product: KIAA0895 ortholog
Exons: 6
Coding region: 1000-2565 (521 amino acids)
Source: RefSeq, a predicted model, not a curated record